AUGUUCAAUGUAUGUGCCAUUGCUGCUAGCUCCGCAGAGAACGGAUUUUUCUCUGAUCUUGCGCCCAAUGUCCCGGAAAAGGUUUUCAGUUUCAGUUUUCGAUAUCGAGGUAGUUGCUUCUUGAUCGCUACCCCAAAUCAUACGAGCCCGUUUCGUGCCGAGCUGCUGACCGCGACUUGCAUUGAUCCGCCGGGUACAAUCUGUGAGCCUGGCAUUGCUUCAACAUCGGUCUGCAUGCGUGUCUCCUAUGGUGCUAAUGGUAAACGGAUUGAUGGUUUCCAGUGUCUCCAUCUCGAUGCUUUUUAG
Messenger RNA from Penicillium lagena, 306 nucleotides. RefSeq lists its product as uncharacterized. The record is from RefSeq and is a predicted model, not a curated record. The transcript has a single exon. NCBI's taxonomy places the organism in Eukaryota, Fungi, Ascomycota, Eurotiomycetes, Eurotiales, Aspergillaceae. The coding region runs from base 1 to 306 and encodes 101 amino acids.